CGAAGGUCCGCUUUUUCAAGUUUUUUUUUUUUUUUUUUUUGACUGGUUUGUAUCUCGAGCGGGACUGGAUUCCUAUAAAACUUCACUGUCUUUGGUCACUUGAAUAAAGGUGAACGCUGUGGUUUUCAAUUAGCUUUUCCCGAGUCCGCAUUAUACUGAUAAAGGCCCGGGGGCGGAGCGCGGCGCGUGUCAAAAACAAACUGUCACCGCUUGAAACUGUUGGUCCGCUGUGAGACACGCCCCGGCACGCGACACGAGUGUCGCCUGACUGUUGCUAUGGUAAAGUACUAAUGGCGCCCGAAAGUCUCACUUCGCUAGCUACAAUCGGCGGCCUGUGAACGAAUCCGGCACACGUCCCCUGGUGUGAUCUAAAGCUUGCCGCUGGACACGAUUACGUCAGGAUAUUGUCCCCCGUUUCUAAGAGAAAGGAUAUUUAAAUUACAUGUACAAGAGAGCCGCAAAGCUAUCAAUUUUCGUGUCGGUGGUCGGAUACAAAUUGAACGGGGCUACCUCACUAAAUCACAAAAAUAAUCGCAGCACUUAUAGUUAUAGUUCGAAACUUGUAUUAGCGCUAGUCAAUGUGCUACUUGCAGUUCAUCAAAUCCUGUGGGUGACCGCGUAAUGGGCCCUUCUAAGGCAAACAUACGUACCGUAAAGUCUUGUCACGGUGAUGUGCCAAACGGUAAGAAAUGAACAGUUAAUUGAAUUUAGGUUAUGACGGGAUGUUGUCAAUAAUGUCAACAAAUUAUACCGCCUCUGUUGACAGCACGGGGCCGCCGCGCGAGUUCUUUGUUCUUAUGUGGAGGCGCCAAUCGGCGGUUAGAUCAGAGGCACUUGUCGGCUUACUUGCAAAACGUCAGAGUCACUGUCAUUCAGGACAGUGUACACGUGCGACACGUGUCGAGAAGUGUCACUGCUAGCAAACGUUUCUUUUUUCUUUUAUCUGUGAUCAAACUGUGAUCGAAGUCAGUCCGUGAACGGUGUACCUUCUGUAUUAUGUAUUGAUAAAAUAUUGUGGCAUCCUCAUGGGGCGGAAAGAGCAGAAGGCGCGAGAGAAGAAACGCGCGGCAGCUACGUGCCACAAGCUGGACAGCUUCCUUCCGAAGAAAACGAAGACGGCACAGCUUUUGGAUGAGGCCUCGGAAAGUCGGUCAUCAACUUUGGACGCUCAGCCGUCAACGUCAGACGCUCAGCCCUCGACAUCGGACGCUCAAAUCGACAAUGUACCACUCACUGUAAGUACUAAUCCGGUAAGUGGCGAAGUGAGCUGUUAUCAGGACGAAGGCGGCGGCAGCAACAUUGUCGAUAUUGGAGAGAUGUACCUCCGUUCGGAGACCAGUAAUGUGUUUUGCGACAACGUAAAGGCUCUAACAACAGCCCAGAAAUACAACUUCCUCUGCCAUCACAGCAAACCGCCAGAGGAUAAAACAUUUCCGACUCAGUAUCUUGGCGGCUGUAAUCGCAGUUUCCGACACAAAUGGCUCGGAAAACACAAAUGGAUGGUAUAUAGCGAGAAGGUGGACGGCAUCUUUUGCAUGCCGUGUGUGCUUUUUGCCGCCGAUCCGUCAAAGGGGCAGUUGGUGACCAAGCCAUUCAGAGUGUGGAACAAGAAAAGUGAGAAAGUCAAGACUCACGAGACCAACUGUGACUACCACGAUGAAGCAAUGGAAAAGGCUACCUUACUCAAGCAAGCAGUGGAACGACCCCACACCACAAUUGCCGCCCAAGUUGAUGCAAGAAAGGCAGUUAACAUCCAAAACAACCGAGAGGUUAUUAAGUCUAUCGCCAGAGCAGUGCUGUUCUGUGGCAGACAAUGCAUCGCACUACGAGGCGACAAGGAAGACCUGAACUCUCCCGGCAACCCGGGAAACUUCCUGGCGUUGCUAAGGUUGAUGGCAGUGACAGAUGGUGUGCUGCAAAAGCACUUGCAAGCACCUGCCAUGAGAAAUGCCACAUGCAUGUCCCCACAGACGCAGAACGAGUUGAUUGAGGUUAUGGGGAAACACAUGAUUUUGAAGGGAAUCUUAGAAGAGAUCAACGCGGCCCCCUUCUACAGUAUCAUGGCGGAUGAAGUUACCUCGCACAACACUGAGCUUCUCGCGAUUUGUGCCAGAUUUGUCGACAGCAACAAUAACAUUAGGGAAGACUUUCUCAAGUUCAUACAAGUAGAUCGGAUCACAGGGAGAAGUAUUGCAGAGGCUAUCCUGCAAUUCUUGAGGGAGAAUGGUAUCCCUACCCGUAACAUGCGAGGGCAGGGAUAUGACGGUGCCAGCAACAUGUCGUCAAAAUCCGCAGGUGUGCAGGCACGUAUAAAGGAGGUGGCUCCUCAGGCAACAUAUAUCCACUGUAACGGGCACUGUCUCAACCUGGUCAUCAGCAAAUCGUGUGCCUUGCCGCAGAUACGCAACGUGAUCGACCGCCUGCAGGAUUGCUGUCGAUAUUUCCUGCACAGCCCGAAGAGGAGCGGUGCGCUUGAGAAGGUGAUCAAUCACAACAUCGGAGACGAGACCAAGAGGAAGCCUCUCCUGGACCUCUGCAAAACCCGCUGGGCAGAGCGUCACAGUGCGUAUCAGCAUUUCUACCAAGCAUACGUGUUCAUUGUAGAAACUCUAGAAAUGAUCGCAUACAGCCGCCACCUCGACAAGUACGGAGACACUUACGCCGACUGGGACACCGGUAACCGAAGUGAUGCUCAUCAGAUUCUAAAGAGCAUCACUUCCUACGAGUUCAUCGUAGUCUUCCUGGUCGUGUACCAGUAUCUCUCCCAUCUAGCGGGGAUCACCGUAAAACUGCAGGGAAGGGCAGUGGAUAUCGUGGAGGCCCACGAGAUGGUAACGGAGAUCCAGGAAAUCUACAAAAAGGAGCGGGAAGAAGUUGAGAAAGGGUUCGGCCACAUCUUCGAACAAAGCCAGCGAAUGGCCGAGAAGGUUGGCAGUGCUCCUGAGAUGCCCCGUAUCGCCGUUCGGCAACAGCACCGAGCCAAUGCCAUGGCAGCCAGUCCUCGGGAGUACUACCAGAGAAAUGUAGUCAUCCCCUUUCUCGACCACAUCACAACUUCCCUGAGUGACCGGUUUGCAGCGUCUGCCAAGAUCGCGACAUCGCUGAUCGGGCUCGUCCCGACCAUAGUGUGCUCGAGAGACGUCCGUCUCGAGGACGCAGUUGCCCAGUACGAGGCCGAUCUGCCAUCGCCGGAAUUGUUUCCUAUGGAACUCAACCGGUGGAAAAACCACUUCAUGCCUGAUCCACCAGAGUUGCGGCCGGCGUCUCCCGCAGAGGCAAUCAAGCGCUGUGACACCACGAUGUUCCCGAAUAUCGGCGUUCUGCUGAAAAUCGCGUGCACUCUCCCAGUAACAUCGUGCGAGUGUGAGAGGAGUUUCAGCGCCCUACGAAGGCUAAACAACUACAUGCGCGCUUCUAUGGGGAAGAUUCGGCUGUCCAACCUGGCACUUCUACACAUCCACUACGACACUGACAUAGACCUAGACAAGGUAGUCGAUUGCUUUGCUCAACUCCACCCCCGCAGACUAGAACUGGACAACCUGUUAUAAGACCGCUAAGACCAAAGACAAUUAGGUUAAGAAUAAACGGUUAUGAGUUUAAGAACAAAUGUUUAUGAGUUAGACUGUUAAGCAUGUUAGAUGUUAGGUUAAGAUUAUCAAAGUUGGUAAGACUGUUAAGGCUGUUUAUUAUGUGCUGGGCUGUUAGGUUGUAAUCAGAACAUAAUUAUAUAAUGCUUUAUAUUUAAGACUGGUUAUGUGUGUGGACCAUUUCAUGACGGAUAUACUCAAUAUUUAUUUUUCUUCUUUUUCCUUAAGAUAAAAGACCGCUAAGACAAUUAUGUUAAUAUUUCGUUAAGAAUAAGUUAAGAGUUAGACUGUUACUGUCGGAUGUUAGGUUACGACUACCAAGUUGUGAUUGUGAAGGCUGUUAGGUGUAAGGUUAAGAAUAUUAAGUUACGAUUGCUAAGACUGUUAGUUUAGAACUGUUCAACAUGAUUAUAUAUGCUUUAUAUAAAGGCUGAUUAUGUGGAUCGAGGCCAUUUCAUGACAGAUAUAUAUACUCAGCACUUGUUUUUCUUCCAAUAAAUCUGACUCAGACUCUAAAACGGUCAUGUGGGUGUCUCUGAUUAUUCUCAUAAAACCCUCUCCAAAACGCGGGAAAUGCCGUUUCAGAAGGUUCCAGUUUCAAAAUUUUCCGGGGGAGAUGCCCCCGGACCCCCCUAGGAGCCUUGCGCCUU
Molecule: messenger RNA, 4237 nt
Organism: Branchiostoma floridae (Florida lancelet)
Lineage: Eukaryota; Metazoa; Chordata; Leptocardii; Amphioxiformes; Branchiostomatidae
Product: 52 kDa repressor of the inhibitor of the protein kinase-like
Exons: 1
Coding region: 1026-3548 (840 amino acids)
Molecular function (GO): protein dimerization activity
Source: RefSeq, a predicted model, not a curated record